CCAUCACUUCACUCCACGAACAUACUGACACUCACCUAACCAAGGCAACCUAGGAACAUCCGAAUACCCAAACGAACUCAACAAUGGCCUACAUCCCACCCAGCCAGCAGCGCAACAUGCGCGCCUGCAUGGUUUGCAGCAUAGUCCGUACCAACGCCCAGUUCCUCCAGUCCGGCUGCCCUAAUUGUGAGCCCUUCCUCGAGCUCACUGGAAACCCGGAUGCCAUCGCCGACUGCACUUCCCAGGUCUUCGAGGGCCUGUUGACCGUCAGCGACACGAGCAGGAGCUGGGUCGCGAGGUAUCAGCGCUUGGAGGGCUAUGUUCCUGGCGUGUACGCGAUCCAAGUUGAGGGCGUGCUCCCCGACGACAUCGUCGUCGCGGCCGAGAACGCAGGCGUCCACUACAUUCCCCGCGACGGCAGUGUCAGCGAGGCACUCCCCACGGACGGUUGAUAUACCCCAAUUCUUCGCAUCCGUUCGUCUCGGCGAACACUCACCCGCUUCGACACCAUCGUCAGCGCGAUUGAGCGAGCGAGCGAGCAUACUUCACAUUUGUACAAUUACAUACCAGCAUCUUUGAGCGUCGGAGUUUAACGAGGGAAAAUAAGUCAGAAUUGGACGGGGCGUGGGACAUCGGAAACAAAGGAAGGGAAUCUCUUGUACUAAGGCAGAAGGAGGAAGUGAAAGUGGACUCCUUGUUUGUCGAACAGCUACCACCA
This is a messenger RNA of Aaosphaeria arxii CBS 175.79, 718 nucleotides long. RefSeq names its product transcription initiation Spt4. Gene Ontology annotation, biological process: regulation of transcription elongation by RNA polymerase II; positive regulation of DNA-templated transcription, elongation; mRNA processing. The record is from RefSeq and is a predicted model, not a curated record. The coding region runs from base 84 to 452 and encodes 122 amino acids. Gene Ontology annotation, molecular function: RNA polymerase II complex binding; zinc ion binding. Gene Ontology annotation, cellular component: DSIF complex; nucleus. NCBI's taxonomy places the organism in Eukaryota, Fungi, Ascomycota, Dothideomycetes, Pleosporales. The transcript is spliced from 3 exons.